AUGGAGCCUGUCCCGCCCAGCGCAGGGACGGCACAUGGCCGCACCCGAGGCACAAGUGCUAGCUCGAGCGCCUCGUCGGCAUCAACCUCACGGCCCGACGCCUCGCGCACCGCGGCGCUCAUCGGCGUGCCGCUCCUCGCUCAGCACCCUAAUCCGCGCCGAACAUCGUCAGCUGGCGAGCGCCGGCCGACGCAUGCGUCCACGGCACCCUUGGCUGGCUCGGCGGAAGCUGGUCCCUCCUCACUUCUUGCCAGUGGACCACUCUCUGCGCCGCUCUCGACCUCGCACAAGGGCUUGCUCGCCUCCCCUUCAGCCAGUCCUGCCUCGCGCGUCAACGCCGGCACGCGUCGGCCACGCGGCACAUACGCUUCGCGCACCUGUCUGCAGUGCCGGCAGCGCAAGGCCAAGUGCAAGCUGCCCGAGGAGGCGCUGCGCGUGCCGUCGUCGCUCGAGGAGCUCCCGAUCCACCUGCGCUGCGCCCGAUGCGCCGAGCAUGGCUUUGGCUGCAUCGUCUGGGACCCCGAGGGCCGCGGCAAGCGCAAACGAGGCGCCUCGAGCACCAGCGAGGCUCCGACGGCUGCUGGCGCGGCGCUCCCGACGGCAGCUGCACUGCAGCCCGAUCCAACGAUUCUUGGCAUGUCGGCUCCGCGAACGACCGCCAUGCCCCAGGCGCGAGCUGGUCCGUCGUCGCUCGACCUCGCCUUCGCCGAGCCGAGCUUCGCCGACACUUCCGAAGGCGCACCGCAGCACCGGCCGCACCCUGCCUCGCUGCGCUUCUACAUGGGCCCGCAUCCUGUCAAGCCAGACGUGCGCCAGGUUGCAGGCGGCGCCAGCGGAUUGCAACACCAGCAGCGCUACCGCUCGUCGACCUCCGCGUCAUCCUCACGCUACCCUGUCUCCGUCGACGAGGGCGCCGAGGAUCGCUACCAGCAGGCCAGCGUAUCGGCUCCGGGGCAUGCUGCCGCUUUAGCAUCGUCGCGACCUCAGCCGGGCGCCGAGCUCGACCUGAAUGCCUUUCUGGACGGCAUGACGGAGAGUGCGCCAUACCAUCCAGCUGGGCUGCCCAUGCCGCCGGCGCAUGAGCCGCCGCCGUCGGUACCUAGCAUCGCAAUGCAGGCAGCGAGCAGCCCUGCAGCUGCCGGCUGCACCUCCAAGCCGGACACUCCGUUGGAGGCCCUCUCGCGCUUUCUUGCCCACGAGAGCGCCUGCGCGGUCAGUCCGUUCCGAGAUACUGGACCGCCGGCAUCGGGUGCGAAUGUGCUGUCGCUCGUCAGCACCGAGCUGAGCGCGCGCCUCGAGACCAUAGCGCACGCAUUCAUUCUGUGGCAUCCACACCUGCCGUCACUGCGCACGCUGCGUCAGCAGCAUGCGCAGUCGGCCAGCGUUGGCACCUCACUGCUGCUGACCUCGCUGUAUGCGCUGGCCCUGCCGGAGCUGGCGCCGCAGCCACACGGCGCCCUGCAGCUUGUCGCAAGCCUGCACGCUCUCAUCCGCCGCGACGCUGCUCUGCUCUACUCCGAUGCCGACGCCAGCAUCGAGGCCGUGCAAGCGCUCGACCUUCUCUCGGUGCACAUGCCUCUCGCAUUGCUUCCGUCACUGCCGCGAGGACCGUCACGCGACGCGCAUGCGUUUCAAGGCACGAGCCUGGCAGAGCUGGCAGGGCGCCUGGCGCGCAAGCUUGGACUGCCAGACGAGGUCGAUCGGACCACCGCAUCUGCACCUGCGACGCAUAGCCGGACAGAUCCACGUGCCUUGCUCUGGUGUACUCUCGUUUCAUGGAGAGAGACGCUGUCGGCAAACGUUGAGCUUGGCAACGUGCGCAAUGCGACGCUGAAACGGCUCGGUCCGAUCGACGCUGCCAAAGGCCCACUGAGUGUGGCAUGGCACUCCGUGCAGCUCGAAGUGGAGAUGAGCCGCCUGCUCUUGCUCGGAAGCAUCUCGGCAUACGCUGCCCAGACUCAAGGCUAUGCUCCGAGCGGUAGCUCCGCAUACGCUCAAGACAGGCUGGCGCUCAAGAACUACGCAGAGGUCGAUUUCCAGUCGGAUGAAGUGCGGGACAUGCAGGCGCAGGCGGUGUGGAGCGGUGUCUCGCGCUUCAACUCGCUCGUCCAUGCCUCGCUCGAGGGCUGGCUUCACUUCGCACCUUCGGCCGUGGUGGCUCUGCCGGUGCUGAGCACCUGCUCCUUCCUCCAUUACGCCGCGCGCUUCGCCGUGUCGCAACGGAUGCGCAAGCCGGAGGCACCGACCCACGAGAACGACCCCACUGAGCAGGCCUCCGUGCUGCAGACUGCCGCACGCCAUGUGCGUGCCUGUGACGGCUUCGUGCGCCGUAACGAGCACGGCAGUGCACACGACAGCAUCGAGCGCGGCAGCAUUUGGUCCGCCACGGCGGAUGCGCUGGACAAGGCGGCCGCCACGCUCACGGCCUGGCCGUUCGCCUCGGGCGCGAGCACGGCGCAGGCGCGAAGUCCAGCGGAGGGGCCGUCUUCUGACUUUCGUCAAGAACUGGCGUCGGUGAGCCCGAUGGCGGGCUACAAUGCGCUUCCAUCCGGGCCGCACGCCUCGCACAUGUCCGGGCCGUCCGCUUCAGCGAGUGCACUUUCGGUGAGUGACGCGCUGCGCUUCAUGCGCGCCGGCCUCAACAUGCGUUCAGGGCUCAACACUCGCUGGCACUGGCAGAGCGGCGUGCCGCAGGCGGCCUUCCACUCGGCCUCGGCCACGAGCUGGCCCGAGGUGUGGAACCUGGACAACUCGACGACACAUCUUGGCGCUGGCGUCAUGGGCACGCCGCUGCCGCUGCAGCAGCCGCACUACCCGUCGUCGCAGACGCAGCAGCAACAGCAGCAUCAGGCGCAGCUGCUGCAGCAGGCGCAUCGACACCACCAGCAGCACGCAGGUGGCAGCCACCACUCUCACAGCCACGGCGGCGGCGCUGCGCCUGACCCCAGCCAAGAGCUGGCCCUCACGCCGGAUGCCCAGCUGGCGCAGCAGCACAUGCAGCAGAUGCAGCAGCAGGCCGUCGGAGUGCCUCCGCCAUACCCGCACCCGCACACGCCCCGCAAUGGCGUGCCGCCGGGCGACCGCUGGAUGCCGCAGCGGGACUAG
This is a messenger RNA of Tilletiopsis washingtonensis, 3105 nucleotides long. RefSeq lists its product as hypothetical. NCBI's taxonomy places the organism in Eukaryota, Fungi, Basidiomycota, Exobasidiomycetes, Entylomatales. Gene Ontology annotation, molecular function: zinc ion binding; DNA-binding transcription factor activity, RNA polymerase II-specific. The transcript has 5 exons. Gene Ontology annotation, biological process: regulation of DNA-templated transcription. The record is from RefSeq and is a predicted model, not a curated record. The coding region runs from base 1 to 3105 and encodes 1034 amino acids.